Molecule: messenger RNA, 1509 nt
Organism: Micromonas pusilla CCMP1545
Lineage: Eukaryota; Viridiplantae; Chlorophyta; Mamiellophyceae; Mamiellales; Mamiellaceae
Exons: 1
Coding region: 1-1509 (502 amino acids)
Biological process (GO): DNA-templated transcription; RNA polymerase I preinitiation complex assembly; transcription elongation by RNA polymerase I
Cellular component (GO): RNA polymerase I complex
Molecular function (GO): DNA binding
Source: RefSeq, a predicted model, not a curated record
AUGGCGUUGAAACGCGGGGCGGUGGUCGAGAUCGAGGCUUUAGCCUCCGGGGACGAUGGCGACGGCCCGUUCGUGAUUCACAAUCCGCAUCUCCCGAAGGGACGGUUCCCGUCGGGGACGACGUUCCAGGCGUGGACGCGCGACGCGCCGUCCGAUGACGACGAUUCCGCGAAUAGACGCGCCGAGGACGUCAUCGUCCGCGGGAGGACCGACGGCGUGGAUUACGUCGGGAAGAACUUCCUCGAGGAGAAGCCUCGCGAGGCGGACCCGUGCCACAUGCCCACGGACGCGUGCGUGUACUUCGUCGCGCGCGUGAGGAAGCUGUCCGGAAAUGAUGUCGGCGGCGGCGGCGGCGGCGGCGUCGGCGCGGGCGCGACGCACGCGAUGGCGAUCGCCCCCGUGGCCGGCGGCGCGAUAUUCCCCAUCGAGACGCGAUGCCACGCCCUGGAGUACGACCCCCCGGCGGUGACCGGCCCGGUCGAGGACAUGGACGACCCGGAGACGCGCAGGAUGGCGAGCGCGCGCCUGACCGCGGCGUUCUCGUCGCAGAAGCGCCAGCGAAAAGUCGCUCGCGUGCGCGCGGAACGCGCCGUCGACGCGUCCACGUUCGCGUCCUCCUCCGCGCUGCAAGACGCGCUCGCGGCCGCGACCGCGAACGAGAUGAGCGCGAAGCAGCUCUCGGAGCUCGCGGGCGCGAAUAGGAACAUCCCGGGCCACGACGUGGACGCGACCAACCCGAGCGACGCGUUUCCGUUCGAGCUGUUCCCGCUGCUCGACCUGUUGGACCGGACGCGGUGGAAAGAUCUCAGCGAGGCGUCGAAGAAGCCGUCGAAGAUGAAAGAGCUCGAGGCGGACGGGCACUUCGACGCGUACACGCUGUCGUUGGUACCAAAAAUCGCGGAGGGCACCGGGGUGCCCGGGGGCGAUAAGCACGAGGAGAGCAGGCGGCGGAAACUCCGCGCCAAGUCGCUCGCGGCGUUGGACUUUUUGAUCAAGUUUUACGUCCACAAGGGCGUCGUCGUCGAGCGCAGAGAGAAGAAGAGGAAGGGCGAGGAGGAGAUCGAGAUCGACAGCGCGGUCCCGAAGCCGUGGAUAUUGCUGUGGACGGACGAGAGCAAGGUGCACCCGUUCGUGCAGCGCGGCGUCGUGGACGCGUUCACGGAGCUUCAACGCUCGGAGGACGGGACGCUUCCGGGCGCGGACGAGGCGAAGCGGUACGUCCGACCGAAGAGGUCUAAGGACUUGCUGUGUAUGCACGUCAUCUUGAUGGCGCUCCGCGUGUGCGACUGGACCCUCGACGUCACCGCGUUAGGGAAGAAGAUGAAAGAGAGCUUGAAGGAGUUGAUCCCGCACUGCAAGGAGCUCGGGUGUAAGUUGUCGAAGGAGGGGACGGCGAAGACGGGGGGGGUGACGACGUUCGCGACGCUGCCGCUGGACGGCACGAAGCGGCUCGGGGAUUUCUUGCCGGAGAUUAAGCGACGGCCGCAGGCGGCGAAGAAGCGGGAGUGA